AUGGAGAGAGAGAGAGAGAGAGAGAGAGAGAGAGAGAAUGGGAAGGCUGAGCUACGACCCGCAGAUCCAGCACUCCAGCCACCCCCACACCCUGCAACUCUCCAACUUCCAGAACCUCCACCGCCGCCACCAGCAGCAACCACAGCCGGCCUCUCCUCCGUCUGCUCCGGUUGCCUCCACCCCCUCUCCUCCGGCGGCGCGUGGGUCUACUCCUGCCCGCCCUGCGGCUUCGCCGUCCACGCCUCCUGCGCCCACCUGCCCCCGCUCAUCACCCACCCUUCCCACCCCAAGCACCCCCUCUCCCUCCUCCCCCCCGCCUACCCCUGCGGCUCCUUCGACUGCGACGCCUGCGGCCGCCGCGCCGGCGGCGGGUUCAGCUACCACUGCGCCGAGUGCCACUUCGACCUCCACGUCGCGUGCGCGUCGAAGCCGCUCUCGGUCACCCACCGCCUCCACCCCCACGCCCUCGGCCUCGCGUUCCAUCCGCCGUACGCGACGCGCGGGUUCUCGUGCGACGUGUGCCGCGGCACCGGGGCGUACCACUGGCUCUAUCGGUGCGGCGCGUGCGAGUUCGACGCGCACCUGGACUGUGCCACUGCCACAGGUACUGCCGCACAACCAUCGCCGCAACAGCCGCCGCCGCCGCCGCCGCAGCUGCAACACUACAACUCAUAUCCAGGAGCAACCACUAGUCAUUUGCAUCAAUACCCUAACCAGACCGCGCCCGCCGUCGCCGUCACGGCACCCACGGCUCAACCGGGGCCGCCUAACCACAUCAUGCAAAGUUAUAGCAUGGGAGCCGUACCCAACUUUCAGCCGUUGCAGCCGCUGCCCGCCACAGCUGGAGGAAACAACUCUCUGAUGGGCUCGGCGAGUCAGGCUUUCGCCCAUGGCGCUACCAAUCAGUUGGGACAGACCUUCGUGCAGGGGAUGCUGAGCGACACUAGCGGCGGGAACGAUAACGGCAAUGAUGGCUCAGGGGAUUCCUCUUCCACGUCCAUUACGGACGUCGGAUUGUUGAUCCUGAGCACCAUGUUAGGAGGGUCUUAGAUUCUCAGGAUCAGUAAAAAUCAGAUCCAACUUUGAGAAUUAUCUAAUCAAAUAUAAUGGAAGACUGAAACGACACGAACCAUGAACGGUACAGCAUACAUGGUCGCUGGGCCGAGUGCACGUUCCUGACAGAUUGAAUUUGCAGUUUCUUUUUGGUCAAUGUCAACGUUUUGUGUUUCAGAAGGGUUUGAGACUAAAGUUCAGCUUCUUCUUUCGCCUGAAAUCCGCCAUGGAUGAGCCAGUGACGCGUGUAUGGUUGGAGAGUGAAUUGGUCAACGCGUUUGGGGAUGUAAUUGUUUGUGACAUGCAAGGAAAGUAGACCACUUCAAUGAAAGUCUGUACAUCUCCGUUCUUGAA
Eucalyptus grandis is the source of this 1407-nucleotide messenger RNA. Its product is annotated as zinc finger protein ZIC 5. The record is from RefSeq and is a predicted model, not a curated record. Lineage: Eukaryota; Viridiplantae; Streptophyta; Magnoliopsida; Myrtales; Myrtaceae.